This is a messenger RNA of Tarenaya hassleriana, 1697 nucleotides long. RefSeq names its product E3 ubiquitin-protein ligase ATL42-like. NCBI's taxonomy places the organism in Eukaryota, Viridiplantae, Streptophyta, Magnoliopsida, Brassicales, Cleomaceae. The coding region runs from base 236 to 1525 and encodes 429 amino acids. The transcript is spliced from 2 exons. The record is from RefSeq and is a predicted model, not a curated record.
UAAUACAUGGAAAAGAAUGUAAUUAAAAUAUGAUUUUCCAAAUUAAGACAGAACAGAACAGCCAAAAAGUAAAAAUAAAAAAAUUAAACAAAAGAGAAAAUCAUAAGCAAUAAAGUCAAAAUUAUAUCGAAAAUUCACGAAAAGGGUCCCCAUCCCAUCCCUAACAAAAGCCCAUUUUAUGAUUUUAGGACCCCCUUAAUAACAUUUUCCCGAGAAAAUCCGAUUUUCUCGUCCGAUGAAUCCAACUCGAGAAAUCUUCCUCUUCAUCUUCAUAUCCGUCGUCUCCUCCGGCGAUGUCUCUGGUCAGUCUACUCCCUCCGGCGAAGACGAUCAGAACAGAACCGGCAAUCUAGUCGCCAACUUCGAACCGAGCUUAGCGGUCGUGACUGGAGUUUUGUCGAUUAUGUUCACUCUCACUUUCGUCCUCCUCGUCUAUGCCAAAUGUUGCUACAGCGAUCUCCGAUCAGACGCCGAAGAAGGGCAAAGCCGUGGUGGGAUUUUCAACGGGCCGAGCUCGUCGAGGAGAUUCUCUGGUUUGGACAAGACAGCCAUAGAAUCUCUGCCUUUUUUCAGAUUCUCCGCUUUGAAGGGAUCGAGACAGGGAUUGGAGUGUUCUGUUUGUCUGUCUAGAUUCGAAGACGUCGAGAUUCUUAGGCUUUUGCCCAGAUGCAGACACGCUUUCCACAUCGGAUGUAUCGAUCAGUGGCUUGAGCAGCACGGUUCGUGCCCUCUCUGCAGAAACAGAAUCGCCAUUGAUGACCCCUCUGUUUUCUCCUACAGCAACAGCCUUAGGUUAUUCAACCAGUCUGAGAUAAGGGAAGAUUCCAGCUUGGAACUUUAUAUCGAGCGAGAGGAGCAAGAAGGGAAGAGAGAAGAUUCCGGGUCGUCGAGAUUCAGCAUUGGGGGAAGUUUCAGGAAGAUUCUGAAGAUGGGUGAUAAGGAAAAAUCGAUUUCGGAGAGAGCCGGGAACAGAAAGAACUCGAAGAUGAUGAGGAUGGACAGGUUCAAUCACACGAUUGUCGUGUCGGAUGUCGUGUUCAAAAACCGGUGGAGCAACGUGAGUUCAUCGGAUCUGAUGUUCUUGAACUCGGAGAUGGUCAGUUCGAUGUCCAGCGACAGAUUCUCGUUUCUGGAUCGAUUGCAGACAUCAUCUGAUGCAAGAAAAGUCCAGGAGCAGGAAGGAAUCAUACGGAUCAAGGAAGAGAUGGAGAUGAAGAGAAUGUUUGAGGACAAGCUGAGCUCGAUGAACACAAUAAUGGCGAACCCUGUGUUUGUGUCGGAAAACAGUGACUCGGAUCCGAAAACGAGAACGGUUGAGACAGGGAGAAGAUCCGUGUCUGAAAUCACUGCUGUUCCAAGACUCAGCGUUCUGCAAGUGACGACGAACGCGUCAGCGUCUGCGUCUGCGUCAGAGGAAAGAAGGCGGCGACUGUGGUUGCCGAUCGCGAGAAGAACGGCUCGGUGGUUUGCUAACAGAGAAGAAAGAGCCCAAAUUAACACAACGCAGCAACAUUUGGAUGUAUAGUUUUUUUUAUCUGUCAAGAUUUUUUUUUCCAUUAAUCACUUGAAAAGUUGAAGAAAUAAAACGAUAGGGUUUAGGUAUAAUACCAUGAAUCUAUGGAACAACAUUCAUUUCUCCCAUUUGUUGUAAUAAAAUAAAGGUUUGAAGAGUAAUAACUUUUUGUUUUUUGUGGUAA